Sorex fumeus (smoky shrew) is the source of this 1350-nucleotide messenger RNA. It is a transcript of the gene MNAT1, whose product is annotated as MNAT1 component of CDK activating kinase. The record is from RefSeq and is a predicted model, not a curated record. Gene Ontology annotation, biological process: regulation of transcription by RNA polymerase II; positive regulation of cyclin-dependent protein serine/threonine kinase activity; nucleotide-excision repair. The transcript is spliced from 8 exons. Gene Ontology annotation, molecular function: cyclin-dependent protein serine/threonine kinase activator activity. Lineage: Eukaryota; Metazoa; Chordata; Mammalia; Eulipotyphla; Soricidae. Gene Ontology annotation, cellular component: transcription factor TFIIH holo complex. The coding region runs from base 91 to 1020 and encodes 309 amino acids.
GGAAGCUGCUUGGUGUCGGUUCUUGAAGGGGCUCGGUGGUGGCUGUGACUGAACUCGGCGUCGGGGCUUGUCUGUUCCAAAGGAAGCGCCAUGGAAGAUCAGGGUUGCCCCCGGUGUAAGACCACCAAGUACCGGAACCCCUCCUUGAAGCUGAUGGUGAACGUGUGCGGGCACACUCUGUGUGAAAGUUGUGUGGAUUUACUUUUUGUGAGAGGAGCUGGAAAUUGCCCUGAAUGUGACAUUCCACUUAGAAAAAGCAACUUCAGGGUGCAGCUCUUUGAAGAUCCUGCUGUUGAUAAGGAGGUUGAGAUUAGAAAAAAAGUGCUAAAGAUAUACAAUAAAAGAGAAGAAGACUUUCCUAGUCUGAGAGAAUAUAAUGAUUUCCUGGAAGAAGUGGAAGAAAUUGUUUUCAACUUGACCAACAAUGUGGAUUUGGACAACACCAAAAAGAAAAUGGAGAUAUACCAAAAGGAAAACAAAGAUGUCAUUCAGAAAAAUAAGUUAAAGCUGACUCGGGAACAGGAGGAAUUGGAAGAAGCUUUGGAGGUAGAACGACAGGAAAGUGAACAAAGAAGACUGUUUAUACAGAAAGAAGAACAACUCCAACAGAUUCUAAAAAGGAAGAAUAAACAGACAUUUUUAGAUGAAUUGGAGAGCUCUGAUCUCCCUGUUGCUUUACUUUUGGCUCAGCACAAAGAUAGAUCUACCCAAUUGGAAAUGCAACUUGAGAAACCUAAGCCUUCAAAACCAGUGACAUUUUCUACAGGCAUCAAAAUGGGCCAGCAUAUUUCAUUAGCACCUAUACAAAAGCUUGAAGAAGCUUUGUAUGAAUAUCAACCAUUGAAAAUAGAGACCUGUGGACCACAAGUUCCAGAGCUUGAGAUGCUGGGAAGACUUGGGUAUUUAAACCACGUGAGAGCUGCCUCUCCUCAGGACCUUGCUGGAGGCUAUACUUCUUCUCUUGCUUGUCGCAGAGCUCUGCAGGAUGCAUUCAGUGGGCUUUUCUGGCAGCCCAGUUAACCUUUAUGUCUCCUUUUAUGAGAUUUGGACCUUGGAGCCGAACCAGCAAAAGUAAAGCCGACUUGUAAAAUUAUAGCCAUAUGCAGCUGUACAACAAAGCUACUACAAGCAGCUGUGUUAAAAUACUUAUAAGGAAAAAAAAUUCAGAAGUAAGCUGAAUAUUACAGUGGAUAACUAUUUGUGGAAAAAAAUAUUUUUUACUUUUUCUGAAAAGGACUAAAGCUCUAAGCCUCAUGUGGAAGAUAUGAAUAAAUCACAUUAAGUCACUUAGUAUUUUUAGGCUGACAGAUUUGUAAAAUCAUAAAAAAAUAAAGCUAGACAUUAUAUUAA